AAGACCAUGCAAAAAGGCACAUAUAAUGUCGUCAUUAGUUUAGCGUAAAUACUCAUCAUCAAUUUUUGAAUCAACGACGAAAAGAACGGGCCAAAAAAAAUAAAUAAUGGAGAUUUGUCACGUGACUCUUGUCUCAUUUUGUCCUACAUUAGGGAACCCUUCCCGCUUACCCUCAUUUCAAAACCAACAAACAAAAAUCCCUCUUAACAACCAAACAAACAAAUUACUCCUACUUGUUUCAUGAUUUCUUUAACAAUUUCAAGCAAAUGGAUUCGGAUUUACGCCUCCUUGAAAUCUCCGGGGAAGAAGAUUCUCUACUCACUCCACUCCCUGAUAUGGACAACAAUAGCAACGAUUUCACUUCAAUUUCAAAUUUCAUUUCCCCAUUCAGAGGGCUGGAGGUUCGUAUAGAUCCAGUAAAAUCAGGAUGUUCCUCUCGUAGAGGUUUUAGCAAUAAAGAAAAUAUCAAUACAGACAAAGCAGAAAUGCCUAAACUGAGUGUAGAGCCGCUGCACAUGAAGAGAAAGAAGCGGGGUGGUGGUUGCAAUUUGCGCAAAAGUUUAGCAUGGGAUAGAGCCUUUUCCACUGAAGAAGGUGUUUUGGAUCCAAUAGAACUUUCUCUGCUUAGUGGUUCAUCUGUUAACACUUGCGGAGAGGCCUUGUUCACCAUCAAUGAAGAAGAGCGAAAGCCAAAUUCGAAUGACUCUCUUCAUGAUGCUAGUUCAGUUUAUUUGAACUCAAACAAAAAAAGUACGUAUAAAGGAAUUCGAGCUGUAGCUUUAAAAGAAGAAAAUCGGAAGGUCAGAUCUCAGCUUAAGACUAGCAGUGCCUUUUCAGCUCAUAAAGCCUCAAGUAAACUGCUAGCGACUCACAAUGGUAGAACUAUCUCCAAAUCUAGUGGCUGUUCUCGUCCUUUGUCCUCAGCUUCACUGAAAAGGCCUGCAAACAUGAAUCAUGGAAAAUCUGCAAUCAAGGAUUCCAAGUUACCAAAAUGUCAAGUUUCAAAGCCAAGUUGUUCGUUGCCUACAAGCUCUAAGAGUUGUAUACCAAGAGCAAGUCAUUUAAAACAUCAAGUAACUGAUUCUGCUGUUAGUAUCCAGAAGAAUUUGGUAUUAAUGAGCUCCUCCAAAAAAUUGAGAAAUAGCCAAGAGAAAGCAAAAGCUGAUGUUGAACCUUUAAAGGGUAAAUCUUCGUCAUGCAUUUUGAGAGGAAAUGAUGAGAAAUCACCAUCAAAAUUACAAGCAUCAACUGAAUCUUCUUCGGUUAAUAAAGCUAGCAAUACUAUUGUGGAGAUGAAUCCAGAUGCCACACUUCCAUCUAGCCGAGCACAUUCAUCUGAAGGUCGUGAUGGAUGCACACCAUUUGCACUUCGUCUUCCCCACACCACUCGUACUGCUGUUAGCAGUAUGCCUUGCCUGCCUGCACAAGCCAUGAAACCAUCGGGUUUGCGGAGGCCUUCACCGUCUUUAGGAUUUUUUCGUCAGACAAAAGCUUCAGAUACACAUCACUUGUUGAAAGCCCAGUCUAGUAUGUGCCCAUUGCAAAGGUCUGGUGAUCUGAAGCCACCAGAGACAGUAGCAAGGAAAGAAGGCAAGGAAAACUUAGCAAAUCUGAACUGUAAGAAACCAGGAUUUGAAUCAGAAAGCUCAACAGCAUCCUCCAAAGUAAUCAAAACAGGCUUGGAGGGAGAAGAGGUAGAAAGAGUGAUUACUCCAAGUGUUAUUAAGAAGCUUGAUCCAGUCAGAGAUAAGUUCAAAGAUCAUGUUGGUAAUUUUGAUGAAAAAGUACCAGAUCACAUCAAGCGCGAAGAAAAGAAGCUUCAGGAAGCAGAACUCCUGAUGAAGCAACAUCCACCACAAACUGGAAAACAUGAACAUAUAGACAAAGAUUUUAGAGAUGCUCAGUUUCCACAAGCUAACUACAACUACAAUACACAACCUCUAGGGCUACGUAGUCUGGAAGGUGGCAAUUCAAAUGAAGCAGAAGAAUCUGUCAUGUCUUCAAUAACUGAUGGCUUGAUUUGUAAUGCACAGUACGGGAAUAUGAUUAAUUUUAGUGGAGAGGUGAUGAAGGAAGGUUACAUAGGUGGCUGCAAUAAUUUACCUGGUCGAGUAUUUGAGAAGGUUAAGUCCUUUGCAGUUGAAGAUGAUGGGAUCUUUGAUAAUGAUAAGUACAUUAUGAAGAUUAAGAGUAAUUUGAGCAAAACCCAAAGAGAUUUAAGGAAUAAUGGAGGUGGGAAUUGUGAGUCCUUUAAUCUUGCAGAUUCAGACUUUAGUAAAGAAAAGACGGAAAAGUCAGAAGUUGCAUAUCAGCAUGAAGAUUCUCAUAAUCUGAAAGAAGCUUUUACUAGCAAGCAGAUCACAGAUAAAGCACAAACAGGAGAUUCAGUUGCAGAUGUCUCAAGUGAAACUUUAUCUGAUGAAAAUUGCGAGACUAAUCUUGGCGGGCUUUCAAUUUACUUAGAACACAAGUCCCAGGGUGGUAACGUAUUGCAUUCAAGUGGUCGAUCCCUUAGUAAUCAUGUUUGCAUAGACCAAAGCCACGAUGAACAGAUUGGUGAAACUGGCUUAUCCACUUUGCCAUGUCAACCAGAUGAAAGUAGUUACGAUACAUUUGAUGUAACAAGUGGACAGACAGAAUUAGAGGGUAACAGAAUUACAGUGGUAGGAGAAGAUCCUGCGGAUAUCAUGUGUUUUAGCCCUGUCAAAAUAACUCUUCCUGAAAAUUGCAAUCAUUCAUCAGAUGAAGAGUUCAAUUGUAAUAAGAUUCUUGCAAAUUCAACUACUUGUCUGGAAUUUGGUUCGUCAUCUAGUAGAACAAGAGACAAAAUGAUAUCAGAUGUACCUGAUUCAAUUGGUGAAUGUGGAAAACCAAUUCAAGGGUCCAUCCUGGAAUUGGUGGAUGAAACUGAAACCCACAAUUCAUUUAACUGUCACAGUGAGGGCAAUUUAACUUCCUCUAUGAAAGUUGGUUCAUCUUCCAGGGGAACACAAAAUAUAAUUGGAUCUGGUGUACUUUGUCCACUGGAUGAAGUUAACAAACUAACCUUCAAAGGAAUGGAUGAAUUUGAAAUUCAAGAUUCACCAAAUAAGCUUAAUGAUGGUAAUCAGAUAAUCAAGUUGAAGCUUGGUAUGCUGUCUCCGGAAAGCUUGAAAGUUGAAGAGUCACACAUGUGCAGCCAUGCAGAUUUCAUCCCUUCCAGUCCAACGGAACUGGGGAAUCAUAAGGUUGUAUUGGAGAGUCUUCAUACUCCAAAACUCAGAGAUAUAAGACAAGCAAAUGAAGUUGGAAAGACAACAAAUGCCCUAACAAGUAUCUCACAGAUGGAAGAUGCACACACGGAGACACAUGACAAUGAUGCUCAGUUGUUGCCUGGAAAAGGCCCUGACACUGUGGUGAAAGAAUGUGAAAGCAGCAAUGCCUUUGAGAAUUUUCGAGAUGCUUUUCCAGCACGACAGAGUACUGAUGCAGGUGGAUUAGAAAGCCCAAGUUUUCUGAACCAGGAGUCAUCUUUGAUUCAUGGGAGUGGCAAUGAUGCUGAUGAACUGGAUGUUAUCCACUGUGUUGCGGAUAGAAUAUCAUAUCCACAGGAAAUUGAAUCUUUAUCUUUGGAAGCUGAUUUGUCUGAGGGGAAAAGUAGAAAACAUACAGCAAGUGCGACAACUGAUUGUACAGAACUUGUUGAAGGGGAUCAGACCUCAUCAAGAAUUAGAAGGAAGGUGGUUGACAUGUUGAAUCAAGAUAUUGUGGUGAAGGAAUCUGAAACUGGAAAACAUAGUGGAAGUGAGAGUUCUCAAAAUGAACUUUGCCACGGGCUGGAAGAUACCGAGCAAUGCACAAAUGACAACAUCAUUUUGCCAGUCAAGAAUACAGAGAGCUGUCUGGAGAAAGGCAAUCUUUUGAUAUUACCCCCUCGGGAUGCAGUUCCAUUUUCUGAUGAAUGGUUGGCAGCAAUGGAAGCUGCAGGCGAGGACAUAUUAGCCAUGAAAGGUGGUGCUGUACAAAACUCACCCCAAGAGAAAUCCUUGCCUGAGCCAAGCCCAUGGUCUCCGGUGAAGAAGAAAAACAAUCAACUUGGACCUUAUGACUGCACAAAGUUCCACCACAAUGCCCCCCCUGAGUCCUGAUUCUUAUUGACUAAACUUGGUCUCAUUCAAAUGCGUUUAUUCACCACUUAACAUGUUCCUGAUGUAGAUUGACACUGCUUUGCAAGAAAAGCUCCUAACUGAUAGUUUUAUUCUCCAAAGACACACGAUUCUUUUACCUUUUAUAGCUAAUUCUUUUACAUCCACUUUAGAGGAUU
Messenger RNA from Capsicum annuum, 4303 nucleotides. RefSeq lists its product as uncharacterized. Gene Ontology annotation, molecular function: microtubule binding. The transcript has 11 exons. The record is from RefSeq and is a predicted model, not a curated record. Bases 267 to 4127 code for a protein of 1286 amino acids. Lineage: Eukaryota; Viridiplantae; Streptophyta; Magnoliopsida; Solanales; Solanaceae.